AUGAUUCGGAAUCAAACGGAACACAGGCGUCGUUCGUUGAUUGUCGUCUACGAAGUGCUAAGGCGACAAAUCGCUGGUGUGCGUGAUUGUGUCGUCGUCGUCGUCAUCGUCAUCCUGUCGGAGUUCGAUUUUCCGAUCGUGUCAAUUAAUCGUAGCCUCCGCUCAGCUGGUGUGUCGCAGUUCAGGUUCUUCGAUUGUAUUUCGAUGCAGUCGUUCGUUUCGUUGGCGACCGGGCUGAUUCACACGGUUGUGACUCAAGGACAAGAGGCACGAACUGACGGCCACCUUAAGCUUCGCACUUCUCACAGUUCUCACAGUUCUGUCGUCGCCUGGUCUCUGUUCGACCGUCCAAAAUGA
Messenger RNA from Soboliphyme baturini, 357 nucleotides. The record is from the annotation of a GenBank genome assembly. NCBI's taxonomy places the organism in Eukaryota, Metazoa, Nematoda, Enoplea, Dioctophymatida, Soboliphymatidae.